AUGGAUUGCUUGCGGGACAAGUUUGUCGGAGGAGUACUGUUGGACGGUCGAUUCCUCACAGUCACGCCCCUUAACCAUGGUUCCUUUGGAAUGGUCUUCCUUGCCAAGGACUCCUUGACUGGAGAACAGGUCGCUAUCAAAUGUCUGACCAAACAGUCUGCUGACGGGUUGGAGUUGGCUGCUGAUGAACGUUCCGAGGAGAUGGAAUGCCAUGCUCGUCUCGGUUAUCAUCCAAAUACCGUCAACAUGAUUCAUUCCUUCGAAACCACUUCACACACCUUCUUGGUGCUUGAAUAUUGCUCCAUGGGCGAUUUAUAUGAGGCCAUCAGGAUUGACCGUGGUCCUUUGGAAACCGAGCACGUUCGUGACUUCAUGUUGCAACUGGUUAGCGCCGUGGAGUACAUGCAUUCCAAGGGCUUGUACCAUCGUGAUAUCAAACCAGAGAACAUCUUUCUCUGCCAGGAUGGUUCAAUGAAGCUGGGCGAUUUUGGACUCGUGACUCGUUCGAAUUGGUCUUUCGAGGCGUGCGUUGGAAGUGACCGGUACAUGGCGCCUGAGCAAUAUGAACCAACAGCGGCCGGUUACUCUCCUGCCCAAGCUGAUAUCUGGGCUAUUGGAAUCUGCCUUUUGAACAUCUUGUUUUCCAAGAAUCCAUUCGUUACACCGACCGAAUCCGAUGUACUUUUCGCUGAUUACUCUCGCGACCGCCAAUCCCUCUUUGACGUGUUCCCCAACAUGUCUCAGGAUACCUUUGAGAUUCUGACUCAUUCCUUGGCUAUCGACCCGAAAAAGCGGUCUCUCUCUGCUAUGCGGGAAGCUAUUGUUCGUGCUGUUUCCUUUACCACCGAUGAUGAGAGCCUCGACGACUUUUGCACCGAGGAUAGGAAUGUCAUCCCUGCAAGUGCCUACCGUGAACCCCUUCGCACGCCUUCAAUCCAGAGUCCUCAAAUCAACCAGGGUGACUCCUUCCCGUGGGCAAAAGCUCUUCAGACAACCCCGCAACAGGCCGUCCGUCAGUUGUCCGCGAUUCCCGACACCGAAAUCUAUACUGAGGACCUGUUCGCCACAUCUGCCGAUGAGGGCAUGUCAUGGUAUACGGAAAAUAAUGGAUCAGCGUCCAUGGUUUCAACCUUGGAUUCGAACUUGGGUCCAUCUUUCAAGGCCAUGGCGUUCCCCAAGGACCGUUUCCGGCAGUUUGAGAAGGUUCAAUUUGGUGGUUCGCUUCCUGAGCCAGUUGGCGUUCCUAUUCCUUCCAUGUCGAUGGUGUUCGGCAAGGGCAAAGAUGAACAAGUGUCGAAGAGUUGGAGCGAUCUAUGGGACGAGGAUCAAAUGGAAAAUGAGGCUCUUGAACUUCGCAACCGCCAAGCCCAGAAUGCUCGUACUUGGAGCCAGGAAAGUAAGGAUAAUGAACCGGUCCAUUCUGGAUUGGCAGAAAUUGACCUUGCUUCUUCCACUUUGAAUGUCCGUUCAAAGACGCCGAGUGAACGCAAGGGCGUCUUUAUUCCGAGACAAACUGGCAACCGUACCAGUGAUGAGCCUCACUUCUCCGACCACCCGAGCUCACCCAAGCAUGCUACUUCGAAGCAGUCAAUUAUGGACAAGUGGGCGGCUUUGGGUCAGAAGAGACGCAAUUACUCCCCGAAGGAACCUCGGUCUACACAGUGGAAAGCGAAUCAGAUUGUGAACCGCAAUUGGCGAAAGGACGCUGCGCCAAUCCCGUUUGGAUCUGAGAACGAGCCGUGGACUCGCAAAAGUAGCAGCCCGAGGCGCAACCGGACUCGCCAGCACCAACCUCCGCAACCACACAUGCUCAGCAACGACUGGCGUCACGAUUCCUUCCAGACAACCAAGCCGAGAAAGGACACAUGCCCGUUUGCAGUUGAUGACAGCUACCCCGAUGAGGAAUUCGAUUUCAUCGGCGGAUGGCACGACCUUCAUAUAUAA
Messenger RNA from Uncinocarpus reesii 1704, 1944 nucleotides. RefSeq lists its product as uncharacterized. The record is from RefSeq and is a predicted model, not a curated record. Gene Ontology annotation, molecular function: protein serine/threonine kinase activity; ATP binding. Gene Ontology annotation, cellular component: cytoplasm; autophagosome. Bases 1 to 1944 code for a protein of 647 amino acids. Gene Ontology annotation, biological process: peptidyl-serine phosphorylation; autophagosome organization; autophagy. Lineage: Eukaryota; Fungi; Ascomycota; Eurotiomycetes; Onygenales; Onygenaceae. The transcript has a single exon.